Messenger RNA from Pleurotus ostreatus (oyster mushroom), 960 nucleotides. RefSeq names its product Bifunctional purine biosynthetic protein ade1 (gene ADE1). Gene Ontology annotation, biological process: 'de novo' IMP biosynthetic process. Bases 1 to 960 code for a protein of 319 amino acids. Gene Ontology annotation, molecular function: phosphoribosylaminoimidazolesuccinocarboxamide synthase activity. The transcript is spliced from 4 exons. NCBI's taxonomy places the organism in Eukaryota, Fungi, Basidiomycota, Agaricomycetes, Agaricales, Pleurotaceae. Gene Ontology annotation, cellular component: cytoplasm. The record is from RefSeq and is a predicted model, not a curated record.
AUGUCUUCACUCACUACAACCCAUCUUCCUGGUUUGAGUCUUUUGUCCAAAGGCAAAGUUCGCGAUAUUUAUUCCACCUCAUCACCAAACCAUCUCCUCUUCGUGGCCACGGACAGAAUCUCUGCAUAUGAUGUCAUUUUGAAGAAUGGAAUCCCGGACAAGGGGAAAUUGUUGACCAAGAUCUCAUGUUUCUGGUUCGACAAACUCAAAGACAUCAUCCCAAACCAUUUUGUAACCGCAAGCGUUGACGAGAUGCCGGAGGAGAUACGGAAGUACAAGGAUCAGCUAGACGGACGAGCUAUGCUUGUGCGUAAAGCGAAGGUAGUGCCACUCGAGGCCAUAGUCAGGGGCUACAUCACAGGAUCUGCGUGGAGCGAAUACAAGAAACAUGGCACCGUCCAUGGAAUUCCAUUGCCCGAAGGGCUGGCUGAAUCUUCACGGUUACCCGAGCCCCUGUUCACCCCUUCUACAAAGGCUGAACAGGGAGCGCACGACGAAAACAUAUCUCCGGAUACAGCUGCUGCUCUCAUUGGCACCGAGCUUUAUAACCACAUUUCCCGGAUAUCCAUUUCGCUGUACACUCGAGCUGCCGAACGCGCCUACAGUCGGGGAGUAAUUUUGGCAGACACGAAGUUUGAAUUUGGUUUGAUAAGCCCUGCCGAAGUGGAUCAAACGGCGCAGCCAUCCAUCCUGGUUAACGGCGAACAGUUGAUCCUCGUGGAUGAAGUACUGACCCCCGAUUCUUCUCGAUAUUGGCCAUUGGCCUCGUACACGCCCGGUCAACCACAGCCGAGUUUCGACAAGCAAUUUGUCAGAGAUUGGCUUGUAAAGGCUGGGUUCAAGAAAGGUUUCGAGAGUGGUCCACCAGGGAAAGAGGGCGAGGGCUGGGAGAUCGACGAAGAAGUUGUACUUGGGACCAAAGAACGAUAUGAAGAAGCAGUCAAGUUAUUGAUGAGCUAG